Blepharisma stoltei is the source of this 3941-nucleotide messenger RNA. NCBI's taxonomy places the organism in Eukaryota, Ciliophora, Heterotrichea, Heterotrichida, Blepharismidae. The record is from the annotation of a GenBank genome assembly.
AUGGAAGUAGAGAACCCUACGAAGGACUGGACCAGGCUUGGAGUCGUUGCAAAUGACCUUUUCCAAGAAGACCUUUAUCAAGAGCGAAUUCGCGAUAUGAUUGCAAAUGACUCAACCAGACUAGCAGUCUCACUUGACGACAUUCGCCAAAAAGACCCAAAUCUGCCAGAUAUGAUUUUUAAUGAGCCUAUUGGUGCAAUCCGCGAGCUGGAGACUGCAUUAAAAAAUGCUGUCAUGAACGAAGUCGAAGCUGGGAAGAAAGUGACUCAAUCCUACCGCAUUACUUUUGAAGGCAAUUUUGGGGUAUUUUACAUAACUCCAAGAGGGCUGAAGUCGACCUAUACAAAUAAACUCGUAAGAGUCCAGGGGAUAGUCACCAGAAUGAGCUUGGUGCGGCCUAAACUGAUGUCUUCUUCUCAUUACUGUGAUGCCACCAAAAAAUUUGUUGAUAGAGAGUACAGUGACCAAUACGACUUGGAGACUCUUACUCCCCCCAAACAAAAAAUCAUAAAGGGGUUAAAUUUUUUUUCAAAAUUUUUUUAUAUAUAAUUCUAUAGUAAUUUUUUUUUUCGAAAUUGAAAAAAAAACCCAAUUCACAAAAAUUGGAAAGCAAAUAUUUAUUUAAUUUAAUUUGCAAAAAUUUAUUUUUAAAAAUGUAAGUUGUUUAAAAUUAAUCAGAAUUAGCAAAAGAUUACGUUAUAACAAUUACCACUAUAUAUAAAAUGUUUUCGCUCACGGGGGGUGAUAUUACCCAAAAAUAGUAUUUUUCCAAUGGUUUUAUCCCUCACAGAGGGACGGGAGUUAGAGACAGCUCCAGAAGCAAUGCGAUACCUACGCACGACCCUGAUGGUCACCCUUACAGCUUUGAGUAUGGUUUGAGCAAAUACAAAAAUCAUCAAACUUUAACGAUUCAAGAAUUGCCUGAACGCUCACCAGUAGGCCAGCUGCCAAGGUCAAUAGAAGUUAUAUUAGAAGACGAUCUAGUUGAUAAGGUGAAGCCUGGCGACAGAGUGGAUGUGGUCGGUGUUUAUAAAACCAUCAGCACAGCCUCAUCUGGGAGUGUCGGAAUUUUCAAAACAAUCAUUAUUGCUAGCAACGUGGUUACAAGAGGCCUUGAGCUUAGUAUGCCUAAUAUGACAGGUACAGACAUCAGAAAUAUCAAAGAACUCAGCAAAAAGACCAAUUUGUUAGAAAUUCUUGGUACUUCUUUUGCGCCUUCAAUUUUUGGUCACGACCAAAUCAAAAAAGCACUUGUUUUAUUACUGCUUGGAGGAAUAGAGAAAAACUUACUCUCACACAAAAAGAGCGAGCAAAGUAUUGGAGCAAUUAAUCCCCUUUAAAGAUUGGGAAAAAAAAUUUUUGAUAUAAUUUGUUUUUAUUAAAAUAUUUUUUAAUUUUUAAUAGCUAUUAUAACGAGAUUUCUAGCUCAUUAUAUUGAUUUAGGGCAACUUGCAUUCUUAAAGUAAAUUUUAUUGAUUAAAUUCAAAUUUCUUUCCAAAUUCUACAAAAUAUUUUAAAAAAUUAAAAUGAUUGUCUAUAUAUAAUUAAUAUAAAUUUUUAAUUAGAUUAAGGAUCUGCAUUUAUAGUCCCCAAUUCCUGAUAGCCAUGCGUUCCACAGUGUCAGCCUUGGAGUAGGUGGCCUUAAGGUAAAUUGAGACUGAGCCAAACCUCAGUUUCAUGAUAGAGGCAUUUUUCCUCCAUGGCUCGAGCAAUACGAAUUUUUCGGGAGUCUCCAUAUCCAGCUCAAGCACCAGCAUAACCCAAACCUUUUUCCAGGAACUUUUGCAAGCACUAUGAGUCUUCGUAUAGCCCACCUUCCCCUUGCCCCUGAUCAGUCCCAAAGAAAAAACUCAUUACUUACACUAUAUUUGCAAAGCCAUCAAGCAGCCUAAGCAGAUAAGUCGCAGUGCCUCUAUCGGACACGACAAAAAAGAUUCAAAAAGUGCUGCUCGAGCCAGACCACUAAUCAGCAGAAUAGUUCUGGGCCUCUCGCUUCAAGGAUAACCCAAACCUUGAGCAGCUCCUUACACCAAAAGCCACGUCCAAAUAUGCAUAAGGACACCUGCCACUGAGAGGGCUCGUCGCUCAUCAUCAGCCAUUUUACAUCUAUAAUAUCUCAAAGAGGUUAAUGCUGCAAUAAAAUAGAUAAUAAAUAAAUAGUAUAUAUAAUUUAGAUUUUAAAAAAUUUUAAAUUCAACCAACAAAUUUUGCACGUUCUACAAAUGGGUGAUUCAGAAAAUGGCACCCACUUGAGAGGAGACAUUAACAUCAUGUUUAUCGGUGACCCAUCAACUGCAAAAUCGCAACUUCUACGAAGCAUAAUGAAUAUCGCCCCACUUGCCACAAGCACCACAGGAAGAGGUGCCUCAGGUGUAGGUCUAACUGCUGCAGUCUCUAAAGACAGAGAAACUGGUGAGAGGAUUCUAGAAGCUGGCGCUAUGGUUUUGGCUGACAGAGGUGUUAUAUGCAUUGACGAAUUCGAUAAAAUGAACGAAGUUGAUCGUGUCGCCAUUCACGAAGUCAUGGAGCAGCAAACAGUCACCAUUGCAAAAGCAGGAAUCCACACCUCACUAAAUGCAAGAUGCAGUGUUGUGGCUGCCGCAAACCCAAUAUAUGGAAGCUAUAUGAGAGAUAAAUCACCAGCUUGGAAUAUUGCACUGCCAGACUCUUUAUUGUCUAGAUUUGAUUUAUUAUUUGUGGUUCUCGACCAAAAAAUGCCAGAAAUUGAUCGACUGAUUGCAAGCAGAGUCAUCCAAAAUCACUGCUACUCAGGAAAUGGCAAUAUUGAUGAUAUGGACUUGGAUAACCCAGUAAUAGAGCCACUGCCCGAAGAAGGAGUGCAUGAUGAAGAAGACACCCCUGUUUAUAUCAAUUAUGAAGGAAAAGAUGUCCUUCAUAGGAAUUUCUUGAAAAAAUUCAUUUAUUAUGCUAAAAAAACAGUGGAGCCGAAGCUCACCAAUGAGUCUAGCAACUAUAUUGCUCAGUCGUGGGCGACUUUGAGGUCAAAAGAAGAGGAAGGAGGGAGGCAUAGAAUCGUUCCUAUCACUGUGAGAACACUUGAAACACUUAUCAGGCUUUCAACUGCGAUUGCUAAGGCUCAUCUUUCACAAACUGUUAAACUUGCUCACUGUGAGGAAGCUUUUAAUUUAUUGAAAUUUGCUAACAAGCCUAACUAAUAAUGAACAUUUUUAAUAUAUAUAUUAUAUUAAUAAAUGUAAUUUUUCUAUUAAUUUUACAUUUGGGCCGAAAAAAUUAAUAAAUUCGAUUUAAUUUUAAGCAAAAAUCUAAUUUUCUUAUUAAAAGAAUCAUAAAGACAAUCUGCAGUCUGUAUGCUAUUAAUGAGGGACAGUAAGCUAUUUAUACACCAUUCUAAAUUAAAUUAAAAUAAUUUUUUUAGAUCUCUAGAAUCUGAAUCCUGGUUUAUAAGAUUAUAAUAAAUAAAAUCGCAAAGCUCCUUCUUUUAUUCAAUCCAAAACAAUAUAAUAAAUAUGCAUUCACAUAAGACAGCUAAGCAAAGUCCCCUAAAUCAUAAAGGGCGGAAUAUUUUCCAAGAAGAAGAAAAACGAGUUAUCCCACAGGCUGAAGAAGACGUAGAAAUGGCUGAUGUUUUGACAUCACUUGGAAGCAAAUCCAAGAAAAGGCAGAGGAAAAGAGAAGAUGAGUCAGGGAAAGUAAGCUCACUAGUGUCAAAGUCAAAAGCAGGCUCGUCCCGAGUUGCUCUAGAAGAGAGCCAAAUAUUGGUCUUCAGAUGUCUCACAGAAAACGUAAGAAAUCUAGACUUACCAUCCAUGAAGGUCUCCGACCUGUGGAAUCUAGUCAAAGAAAUCCCUAACAGCAAGAUUGCAAGCAAAAGAGAAUUGGUGGAAGUGGUCAAAGAGCUAAACAGCGCUGAAAAAGUCAUGUACAAUGAAGAGGACGAAUCAGUUAUUCUUAUACUUUAA